Dracunculus medinensis (Guinea worm) is the source of this 753-nucleotide messenger RNA. The record is from the annotation of a GenBank genome assembly. NCBI's taxonomy places the organism in Eukaryota, Metazoa, Nematoda, Chromadorea, Rhabditida, Dracunculidae.
AUGGGCAAAAAUUUACAUCAUUGUGAGAAAAAUGAGGAGAAGUUGGAUGCACAACGAAGCGAAAUACUAAACGUUUUAUGGGCAGAAACGAUGGCACAAUCUGAACAUGAUUGGUUUCAAAUGGCCAAUAGCAAGCUGGAUAUUUACGAGAAUUCACUGCUUUCAUCUUGUCGGAGGCUUCCAUCAAGUUCAAGAUCAUUUUCUCAGUCGUUUAUGAACUCUUUCUUCUUAAUUACUACGAUCGGUUUUAAUGAAGGUGAAAAUUUUACAUCUGUUGGUAAAAUUUUUACGAUCCUGUACGCCACUUUUGGUAUUCCAUUGGCUUUACUAUAUCUUAAUCAAUGUUCAAAAAUGAUUUCUGGUUUAUUACCUGGUGAUCGAGUGAUUUUUGGUGCUGUUAUUGUAUUAUUUUUUAACGCAAUUGUUUAUGACAUUGCACAAAAAGGUACAGAUGAUACACCAUUCAUUGAUGCAGUUUAUCAAGUAUUUCUAACGCUUUCAACAAUUGGUAGCUGUAAUUUUAGCUUUACAACGAUAUUUGCAUUGAUAUCAUUAUGUGCUAUAUCGCUGAUGUCUAUUUCAUUUGUCUUUAUUCAACGGCGUAUCGAACUUUUAUUACAAAAUUAUGAGAUCUUAUUCGCAAAAAAUUUUGCAAUCAUACGACGUUGGAUUGCUAAAGAAGUCGAAGACACUGGCCGUAUAAUAGAAGAGGAUGCCGAGGAGAGUGAAACCGAAGAAGACGAGGAUUAUUGA